Cercocebus atys (sooty mangabey) is the source of this 1796-nucleotide messenger RNA. RefSeq names its product acyl-CoA thioesterase 4 (gene ACOT4). The transcript has 3 exons. The coding region runs from base 420 to 1685 and encodes 421 amino acids. Gene Ontology annotation, biological process: fatty acid metabolic process; acyl-CoA metabolic process. Lineage: Eukaryota; Metazoa; Chordata; Mammalia; Primates; Cercopithecidae. Gene Ontology annotation, cellular component: peroxisome. Gene Ontology annotation, molecular function: fatty acyl-CoA hydrolase activity. The record is from RefSeq and is a predicted model, not a curated record.
AAAAAAGUUAAAAACAAACAAAAUCUUCCAUGGAACCCAUGAAAGGCUGGAAUUUGGCUUGAUCUCAUUCGCCUCUGGUUUCACCACAAAUCGAUCAUCCAACAACUUUCAUUCCAACAACCGAGGGUGCUGUGAGGCAGAGAGGCUUUCUAAGGGGUGGGUUGGGCGCCACACCUUGCGCGCCCCGGGGCCCGAGGAGACGUUCCUGGAGAAGAGCCUGGCUACUUUUGCCUCAGACGAGUCUGGAGCGUCGGGUUAACCGGUCUGAAGUCCCAAGCGCUUUCUGGGACUGCUCAGCCAGCCACCGGCAGGUCCCGGCACCAGGGGACGCCAGACGCCCUCUGGACAUUCGGCGCGCUUGCCACGAUCUUGGACGGGCCUCGGGCCUCGACCUUUGGAUUCCCCGCUCCGGCUCCAAGAUGUCAGCAACGCUGAUCCUGGAGCCCCCGGGCCGCUGCUGCUGGAACGAGCCGGUGCGCAUUGCAGUGCGCGGCCUGGCCCCGGAGCAGCGGGUCACGCUGCGCGCGUCCCUGCGCGACGAGAAGGGCGCGCUCUUCCGGGCCCACGCGCGCUACUGCGCCGACGCCCGCGGCGACCUGGACCUGGAGCGCGCGCCCGCGCUGGGCGGCAGCUUCGCGGGACUCGAGCCCAUGGGGCUGCUCUGGGCCCUGGAACCCGAGAAGCCUUUUUGGCGCUUCCUGAAGCGGGACGUAGAGAUUCCCUUUGUCGUGGAGUUGGAGGUACUGGACGGCCACGACCCCGAACCUGGACGGCUGCUGUGCCAGGCGCGGCACGAGCGCCUCUUCCUCCCGCCGGGGGUGCGGCGCGAGUCGGUGCGCGCGGGCAGGGUGCGCGCCACGCUCUUCCUGCCGCCAGGACCUGGACCCUUCCCAGGGAUCAUUGACAUCUUUGGUAUUGGAGGGGGCCUGUUGGAAUAUCGAGCCAGCCUCCUUGCUGGCCAUGGCUUUGCUACGUUGGCUCUAGCUUAUUAUAACUUUGAAGAUCUCCCCAAGAACAUGGACAACAUAUCCCUGGAGUACUUCGAAGAAGCCCUGUGCUACAUGCUUCAACAUCCCCAGGUAAAAGGCCCAGGCAUUGGGCUUUUGGGCAUUUCUUUAGGAGCUGAUAUUUGUCUCUCAAUGGCCUCAUUCUUGAAGAAUGUCUCAGCCACGGUUUCCAUCAAUGGAUCUGGGAUCAGUGGGAACAAAGCCAUCAACUAUAAGCACAGUAGCAUUCCACCAUUGGGCUAUGACCUGAGGAGAAUCAAGGUAGCUUUCUCGGGCCUCAUGGACAUCGUGGAUAUAAGGAAUGAUCUCGUAGGAGGGUAUGAGAACUCCAGCAUGAUUCCAGUAGAGAAGGCCCAGGGGCCCAUCCUGCUCAUCGUCGGUCAGGAUGACCAUAACUGGAGGAGUGAGUUGUAUGCCCAAAAAGUCUCUGAACGGUUACAGGCCCAUGGAAAGGAAAAACCCCAGAUCAUCUGUUACCCUGGGACUGGGCAUUACAUCGAGCCUCCUUACUUCCCCCUGUGCCCAGCUUCCCUUCACGAAUUAGUAAACAAACAUGUGAUGUGGGGUGGGGAGCCCAGGGCUCAUUCUAAGGCCCAGGUAGAUGCCUGGAAGCAGAUUCUAGCCUUCUUCUGCAAACACCUGGGAGGUACCCAGAAAACAGCUUUCCCUAAAUUGUAAUGCAUUUGUCUAUUGUUGACAUGAGAGAUUCAAGAUCAGGUUCUAGUGUUCAGUAACCCUAUGUGAAUCAGCUGUCUCCUGGAUAACAUUAAAGCCAUGUCCUUGUCAUUA